Molecule: messenger RNA, 1425 nt
Organism: Acyrthosiphon pisum (pea aphid)
Lineage: Eukaryota; Metazoa; Arthropoda; Insecta; Hemiptera; Aphididae
Product: zinc finger MYM-type protein 1-like
Exons: 2
Coding region: 1-1425 (474 amino acids)
Molecular function (GO): protein dimerization activity
Source: RefSeq, a predicted model, not a curated record
AUGGCAGACGAGACCGCUGAUAUCUCAGGAACAGAGCAAUUGUCUAUUGGGAUUAGAUUUUUUGAUGAUGAGAAAAGGGCUAUCAGAGAAGAAUUUUUAGGCUUCAUUGAACUACAUGCCAUGGAUGCUGUUAACAUAGCUAGUGCAACAGAUCAUUUUAUUCAAAACGAAGGUCUCGAUGGAACGAAGCUUGUUGGACAAGGCUAUGAUGGUUGCGCAACUAUGGCAGGGAAAAUCAAUGGAGUGCAAACAAUUUUACGAGAAAAAUAUCCACAUGCUCUAUUUUUUCACUGUGCAAGUCAUAAAUUAAACUUGGUGGUCAAUGAUUUAAAUUGUGUUCCAGAAAUACGUAACACAAUUUCAACGGUAAAGGAUAUCAUAAACUUUUUUCGCGAAUCUGUUUUACGUAGAAAAUGUAUCCCGAACAUACCAGCAUUCUGUGAGACACGAUGGUCUCAAAAAUAUAGAAGUAUUUCAAUUUUCAAAGAAAAUUUUGAGAUAAUUGUACAUGCUUUAGAUAAAUUGUCAAAAGAUGGGAACACUGCAACAAGAAAAGUUGCUUUUCAAUUGUAUGCUGUAGCAAAUAAAAGUAUUUUUAUAAUGAGUGUUAUCCUCAUAGCAAAAUACUCUAAAUUAUUAGAGCCUGUUGUGAAUGCUUUACAAUCAAAAAAUCUGGAUUUGCUGAAAUGCUCAAAUUUUAUAAAAAAAAUAGUAGUCAUAGUGAAAGAUCACCGCGAACACGCUGACACAGAAAUUCAAGAAUUAUUAACUGCUGCAAACAUAGCAGCUGAGAAUAUAGGAGCAGAAAUUAAUCUUCCUAGGAUUGUUAAACAACAACAACAUCGUUCGAAUCCUCCAGUGUUAAAUUCGGCUGAAUUCUGGAAGAGAUCAUUACUAAUUCCAUACUUGGAUUCAUUAAUAUCCUUAUUGGAACGGAGAUUUUCUGAUGAAAACAUACCUGCUUUUUCACUUUUAUUAUUACACCCUUCAAAUAUGUUAGAUAUGAACACCAAAGAAUUUAAACUUAAAAUAAAUGAUUUUGCCAAUUAUUACCAAAUUAAAGACUUGGAAGGUGAAGCAGAAUUAUGGUACAACAUCUGGAAGGAGAAAAAACUGGCUAAAAGCAAACUAUCAGACAUGGAAAUGAGUGAAGUAGUAGAAGAAACAGAUAUUUUCUUUCCUAAAAUAAAACAAGCCUUGCAUAUUUCUUUAGCUCAGCCAUGUACAACUUGCACUAUUGAGAGGUCAUUCAGUACGUUAAGAAGGGUAAAGACUUGGUUGCGUUCAACGAUGACGGAAAACCGUCUGAAUGGUCUAUGCAUACUAAGUAUGCAUAGAAAGCUGCUAGAUGAAAAAAAGGAAGAGAUGCAACAGAAAAUUCUCAGCAGAUUUUGCGAAGACUCUAGACCAUUGUCAUUGUUAUAA